This is a messenger RNA of Diceros bicornis minor, 5301 nucleotides long. It is a transcript of the gene FCRL5, whose product is annotated as Fc receptor like 5. Bases 1 to 3018 code for a protein of 1005 amino acids. The transcript is spliced from 18 exons. NCBI's taxonomy places the organism in Eukaryota, Metazoa, Chordata, Mammalia, Perissodactyla, Rhinocerotidae. The record is from RefSeq and is a predicted model, not a curated record.
AUGCCUAAGCUCCUGUCGGUGGACAAUUUGACCAGUGGAGAUGUGAAAGUGUCACCUGGUCUAUUGACAUUGCCCAAGGGUCAAGAUAGCUUCAUGGUCACCCUCCGAACCUCCCUGGAAGAAGUGGCAACAACUGCGCCAAAAUCUGUGGUUUCCCUCCACGCUCCAUGGACCGUUGCCUUCCAAGGAGAGACGGUGAAACUGAUUUGCAAUGGUCUUCGCUUCAACUCAGCACAGAAAGCAACAUGGUACUAUUGGUACCAUGAGGGGAAAAUGUCAAGCAAAACCCUAAGUAACACCCAUGUGGUUCAUGAUUCUGGGGAGUAUAGAUGUCAGGCCUCUGACUCACUCCUGAGUAACUCUGUGAGGUUACUCUUUUCUACAGCUAACCUGAUCCUGCAGGCUCCACUUCCCGUGUUUGAAGCCGACUCUGUGGUUCUGAGAUGCCGAGCAAAGGCGGGAGUAGCAGUGAAUAAUAUGACACUAUACAAGAAUGAUAGAUUCCUGGCAUCCCUUCAUAAAACUUCUGACUUUCACAUUCAUCAAGCAGAUAUGAAGGACAGUGGUAAAUAUCGCUGUAGUGGAUUUAAGGAAAAGUGUUGCUCUGUUACUUCAAACACAGUCAACAUCCAAGUCCAAGGAGUUGUUGCCAAUGUUCAAAUACAUACCCGCCCAGCCCUAGAGUUGGUGUUUGAAGGGCAGGAACUGGUGCUCACCUGCUCAGUAGUUGGAGUCCCAGGGACCGUCAGAAUCUCCUGGUACAAAGGAUCAAAUAAGCAGCGUAUGAAAACAAAGAUUCAGAAUUCCCUGAACGCAGAAUUCAAGAUCUCGAUGGUGAAAAACAGUGAUGCUGGAGAGUAUAACUGUGAAGCCAGCAACGGUCACCUCAUCCUUCAAAGCAAGCCAGUGACCAUCAAUGUGAAAGUUCCCGUGUCUCAUCCUCUCCUCACCCUCAGCCCUCCUAGGGACCGAGCUUUUGAAGGAGAUGUGGUGAGACUUCAGUGUGAAGCCCAGAGAGGUUCUUUUCCCAUCCAGUAUGAGUUUUUUCAUGAAGGUGUAAUUAUCAAGAAGAUAGAAACCACUUCAUGGAGAGAAAGUUCCUUCAGGUUCACUCUGACUGCAGAGCAUUCUGGGAACUACUACUGUACUGCUGACAAUGGUCGGGGGGCCAAGCAGAGCAGGGCAGUGCACCUCUCCAUCACCAUUCCGGUGUCUCAUCCUGUCCUCACCCUUAGCCCUCCUGGGAACCGGGUUCUUGAAGGAGAAAUGGUGACCCUUCAAUGUGAAGCCCAGAGAGGUUCUCUUCCCAUCCAAUACGAGUUUUUUCGUGAAGGUGUAUUUAUCAAGAAGAUAGAUGCCACUUUACGGAGAACAAGUUCCUUCAGGUUCACUCUGACCACAGAGAAUUCUGGGAACUACCACUGCACCGCUGACAAUGGCCGGGGGGCGCAGCACAGCACCACAGUGCACCUCUCCACCACCAUCCCCGUGUCUCAUCCUGUCCUCACCCUUAGCCCUCCUGGGGACCGGGUUCCUGAAGGAGAAGUGAUGACACUGAAUUGUGAAUCCCAGAGAGGUUCUCUUCCCAUCCAGUACCAGUUUUUUCGUGAAGGUGUAAUUCUUAAGAAGAUAGAAGCCACUUCACGGAGAACAAGUUCCUUCAGCUUCUCUCUGACCACAGAGCAUUCUGGGAACUACUACUGCACCGCUGACAAUGGCCAGGGGGCCCAGCGCAGCACCUCAGUGCACCUCUCCAUCACCAUUCCAGUGUCUCGCCCUGUCCUCACCCUCAGGGCUCCCAGGGCCCAGACUGUGGUGGGGGACAUUGUAGAGCUUCACUGUGAGGCCCAGAGAGGCUCACCCCCGAUCCUGUACCAGUUUUAUCAUGAGGAUGUCACCGUGGGGAAUAGCUCGGCCCCCUCUGGAGGAGGAUCUUCCUUCAAACUCUCUCUGACUGAAGAACAUUCUGGAAAUUAUGCCUGUGAGGCCAACAAUGGCCUGGGGGCCCAGCGCAGUGACACAGUGUCACUCAGUGUCACAGUUCCAGUGUCUCGCCCUGUCCUCACCUUCAGGGCUCCCAGGGCCCAGGCUGUGGUGGGGGAUGUGGUGGAACUUCAUUGUGAGACCCAGAGAGGCUCUCCCCCAAUCCUGUACCGGUUUUAUCAUGAGGAUGUCAUCCUGUGGAUAAGCUCGACCCACUCUGUAGGAGGAGCAUCUUUCAACCUUUCUCUGACCAGAGAACAUUCUGGAAACUACUCUUGUGAGGCCAUCAAUGACCUGGAGGCCCAAAAGAGUAAGAUGGUGACACUCAAUGUCUUAGUUCCAGUGUCUCGCCCUGUCCUCACCCUCAGGGCUCCCGGGGCCCCAGCUGUGGUGGGGGACGUGGUGGAGCUUCAUUGUGAGGCCCAGAGAGGCUCUCCCCCGAUCCUGUACCAGUUUUAUCACGAGAAUGUCACCGUGGGGAGCAGCUCGGCCCCCUCUGGAGGAGGAGCUUCCUUCAACCUCUCACUGACUGCAGAACAUUCUGGGAACUACUCCUGUGAGGCCGACAAUGGCCUGGGGGCCCAGCGCAGUGAGGUAGUGACACUUUCAAUCACAGGGGCGACAGGGAGCAGAAGUGCCCCUGUUGCCACAGGCGUCACUGGGGGCCUGCUCAGCGUCAUGGGCCUUGCUGCUGUGGCACUGCUGUUCUAUUACCGACUCCUGAGAAAACCAGGAGGAAGGCUUACCUCUGACAGUUCCAGGAACCCUUCAAACUCAGACCCCCAAGAGCCCACCUACCACAACGUACCAGCUUGGAUAGAACUGCAACCAGUGUACAGCAAUGUAAACCCUGAAGGAGGAGACGUGGUAUACUCGGAAGUCCGGAGUAUUCAGGAGGGAAAGAAACAUGCAGUGGCCUCCACACCAGGGCUUCUCAAGAACUCGGAUUCCUCUGUCAUCUACUCCCAGGUGAAGGUGGCUGCAACGCCAGCCUCUCGGCCCCAGCUCUCGGCUUCCUCAGCUCCUCAUAGAUGAGUUUGCAGAGCUCCCUGACUGCUGUCUCAGCCUCUGCACCCCAAAGCCAUCCUUGGGAGAGAGGGGACGUCGAAGUAGGAAGAUUUAAACUGCCCCAUGCUGCAUCCAGUGGCCUCUGCGUCAAGUGCCCGCACCUCAGUCUGACAGGGCCCUGCAGGACUCCCGCCUGUUUCCCAAGUUACAGCCCUCCCCUCGUGGUCUUUUUGUCUGAUGACAUGUUGCUCCAACCCAGGGCCCAUCAUGUCCCCUGGCUUCUUUAGUGGGCUUCAGCUUUGGUCACUAUUCUGAGUCCUACUCCCAUACACACCCCCACCAUUCCUCUAUGAGGACUGCUCCUGAACUCCGCUAUGGACAUCCUCUCUCAGUGGGUCCAUUUCUCAAUCUCUGUCAGCCUGGUGGGGCUACUAUGGUGCUCUGCCAAACAGGACAGCACCGCCCCUGGAGGCACAUACACUGGGCUUCUUAUGGACCUCUCCAUAAUGGGACUGCAUCUCACACUCCCCCAUCUAUCUGAAACUCUAAGGUCAGCCCCUGACACCAGGAUAACUUCUCUCCUGCCCAUGUGCCAAUAUCUGCCUGCCCAACUAAGUGGAUUUCACACCCCUGGCUUCCCAUCCUGUCAGAAGUAACCCAGCACAUUCAUGGCCGGGAGGACCAGGAAUGCAGAGAGAAUGCAUAAUGGAAUAUAGGUGGUGCUCUAUUACUAUUUAAUUGAAUGAAUGAAUGAAUGAAUGAGGAAGAUACAAGGGGUAAUUGUGAAGCAUUCCUACCCUCCAACUGGCAUUUGAUCCAGUGUGCUCCCUAGGAAAUCCAGGAAGUACUCUUCUGUCUUCCCUGAGUAAGAAAUAAACUAAGAGAAGGAGUUUGAGUGAGGAAAGCUCUGUUCAGCAAGCGGGAAGGCUUCUCAAACUUUAAUGUGCUUACAGGUCACCAUGGGGAUCUUGUUAAAAUGCAGACUCUGACUCAGUGGAUUUGGGUGGAAGCUAAGAUCCUUCAUUUCUAACAAGCUCCCGGGGGAUGCUGAUGCUGCUGGUCCCAGCACCAGACUGAGUACCAAGGCCCAGUGGGUCUUGGCAGAGUCCUGUGGAGAAGCAGUGUGAGCUCUGGCUGCCCACUGCCUAACUGUAUGGGGGCCCUUCAUGCAGGUCACACUGCUCCCUGUGCUGUCCUUCUGCUAGAACACCACCAGCUGCUGUUCCUCAGAGAACUUCUCCAUGACGUGCUGGGUUUCAUCAGCCACCCUGGGUGGAGGAAAUGCAGCUGCCACCAUCUUUGUUUCCCCACCUCAGGCCUCAUACUUUCUCAUGAAAAGAGGGAAGGAAUAUACUAUGAAUAAGUAUAUUACCCCUUAGCCUUCUCCCGUCAAAGUUGAUCUAUCCCACCUCUGUGCUGUGGGAUGUUUUGUUCCAUAAAACAACUUUUAUGAUGCCCAUCACACCUUAUCUAGAUCUCCACCUCCAGUGGAUUGUUCAGUAGGGAUCAUUUCUAAGCUCCAUUGCACUGGAAUAAAAUCUUUCAUAACAUUCAAGGUCCUUCUCCAUCUGGUGCCACCUACCUACCCCUCAGCCUUUCCCACCCUUGUUGCCCUCCACACCCUGCACCCAGACACAGGGUGAUCUGCUCCAUUCCCUAACACAGCCUCUCCACACUUCCUGUUCCUAGAAAGCCUUUCCUCGUCAUUUCCAUCACUGGAAUCCUGCUCAUUCUUUGUGCCCCAACUCAAAGCUCAUCCUCUACCAGAAUUAAUCCAUCUCUCCUGUGGGUUCCCAUUGCACUUUUACACGAUGAUACUUGGAAUCACCAACGGUUAAUAUUUGGAGGGAACUUAGAGUUUAUCUAGGCCAACUCUCUAGUUUUGUAGUUGGAAAUUAAGAACUAGAGAAGAGAAGCAACUAGCUGAAAAUCACACAACUAUUAGUGGCAAAGGCCAUACUAAACUAAACCCAGGACUCCCAACACCCAGGGCAGUAUUCUUUCCUCUACACAGCUCCUCUGAUACAGGGACUUGGGCAUUUCUGUUUCCCCAGUGAGGUUGAGAGUUCCCUAAAAGAAAAGCCCAAGUCCAAUUUGUGCAUAUGCAAAUCCCAGCAUGGUGCCUGGCAUUCAAUUGGUGCUCAAUGAAUUGUUGUCAUAUUGAAUGUCAAUUAAGUCCCCCUGCUGAAUAAACAUUAUCUCCACAAAUUCAUCUAUAUCUUUACCCGCUCCCUCUUAAUCCAAAGAAGUGCAAUACGUGUACUGAGAUCUCAGAGUUUUUUAGAAUACCAGUAAAAUCAUUUCUACCAA